UGUUACUACUGGUUUCUGCCAAGAAGUAGCCAUCGGUAAGCACACCAGUCACCCAACUACUGGCCCCGUGCUGUGUUAUCCAAUUAUACGACUGCUUAAGUUAGCAGUCCCUAAUGGAGCAUAAAUAAGCAGAGCGAUCGCAGUACUGGCUGUCAGUGCCCGCAAGGACGACCAACGGACCAACCAAAGCAUGAAGUGGCAGCUCGCGGCGCUGCUGCUCCUCCUGAUCGCGCUACUACCAGCGUCCGGCGCCUUGUCUGUCCCGGCUGGCGCCGGGAUCGUGGCGCGGCUCACGCACGUCGACGCGGGGCGCGGGCUCGCGAGGCCCGAGCUCGUCCGGCGGAUGGCACAGCGGAGCAGGGCGCGGCGAAGGCUGCUGUCUCACGACGAGAAAGAGGAAGCGGCGGACCGGCCGGUGCGCGCGCGGGUGCGCACCGCGGGCGCCGGGGGCGGCAUCGUGACGAACGAGUACCUGGUGCACCUGUCCGUGGGCACGCCGCCGCGGCCCGUGGCGCUGACGCUGGACACGGGCAGCGACCUGGUCUGGACGCAGUGCGCGCCCUGCCUAAACUGCUUCGACCAGGGGGCCAUCCCGGUGCUGGACCCGGCCGCGUCCUCCACCCACGCCGCGGUGCGCUGCGACGCGCCCGUGUGCCGCGCGCUGCCGUUCACGUCGUGCGGGCGCGGGGGCAGUAGCUGGGGGGAACGGAGCUGCGUCUACGUCUACCACUACGGCGACAAGUCGAUCACCGUCGGCAAGCUCGCGUCCGACCGCUUCACAUUCGGGCCCGGCGACAAUGCCGACGGCGGCGGCGUGUCGGAGCGGCGCUUGACAUUUGGCUGCGGCCACUUCAACAAGGGCAUCUUCCAGGCGAACGAGACCGGCAUUGCCGGGUUCGGGCGGGGACGGUGGUCGCUGCCGUCGCAGCUGGGCGUCACCAGCUUCUCCUACUGCUUCACCUCUAUGUUCGAGUCCACGAGCAGUCUCGUCACGCUCGGCGUCGCCCCGGCCGAGCUCCACCUUACCGGCCAAGUCCAGUCCACCCCGCUGCUCAGGGACCCCUCGCAGCCAUCGCUCUACUUCCUCUCGCUCAAGGCCAUCACGGUAGGAGCCACGCGGAUCCCUAUACCAGAACGUCGGCAGCGGCUCCGGGAGGCGUCGGCCAUCAUCGACUCUGGCGCGUCCAUCACGACGCUGCCGGAGGACGUGUACGAGGCGGUGAAGGCGGAGUUCGUGGCGCAGGUCGGGCUCCCCGUGAGCGCCGUGGAAGGGUCGGCGCUGGACCUCUGCUUCGCGCUGCCGUCGGCGGCGGCGCCGAAGUCGGCGUUCGGCUGGCGCUGGCGGGGACGGGGUCGGGCUAUGCCGGUCCGCGUGCCGAGGCUGGUGUUCCACCUGGGCGGCGGCGCCGACUGGGAGCUGCCGCGGGAGAACUACGUGUUCGAGGACUACGGCGCGCGGGUCAUGUGCCUGGUGCUGGACGCGGCCACCGGGGGCGGCGACCAGACCGUCGUCAUCGGAAACUACCAGCAGCAGAACACGCACGUCGUCUACGACCUCGAAAACGACGUGCUGUCUUUCGCGCCGGCGCGGUGCGAGUGCGACAAGCUCGUAGCCUCAGUCUAGUCUUUGUACAGGGGAAACGGCGCCGGAUGUGGUGGCAGAGAAUUGAAGCGGUAGGGGUAGAUUUUGCGUCCUUUCACGUCAGGCGCGACGCGGUGCUUCAUCCGAUCCUGCGUGUGAUCUCGACCGUCUGCCUAGAUGAUCUGACGGUGUACACGCAUGUGCCAUUACCGUAGAUGGCCAGGCACUUCAAUUGUACAGAGGUUGGAAGUGCUGGAAAAAUAUUGCCCAUUUUGGUCCACACGAUUUGACUUUA
Brachypodium distachyon (stiff brome) is the source of this 1877-nucleotide messenger RNA. Its product is annotated as aspartic proteinase nepenthesin-1. Gene Ontology annotation, cellular component: extracellular region. The transcript has a single exon. The record is from RefSeq and is a predicted model, not a curated record. Gene Ontology annotation, molecular function: aspartic-type endopeptidase activity. Lineage: Eukaryota; Viridiplantae; Streptophyta; Magnoliopsida; Poales; Poaceae. Gene Ontology annotation, biological process: proteolysis. The coding region runs from base 191 to 1624 and encodes 477 amino acids.